Molecule: messenger RNA, 2095 nt
Organism: Nicotiana tabacum (common tobacco)
Lineage: Eukaryota; Viridiplantae; Streptophyta; Magnoliopsida; Solanales; Solanaceae
Product: mini-chromosome maintenance complex-binding protein
Biological process (GO): DNA-templated DNA replication
Molecular function (GO): chromatin binding
Source: RefSeq, a predicted model, not a curated record
AGGGAAUGCCACCAACUGCCAUUCUCCUUCAACCCUAGCCUCUCUGCUUUUCGUCUCAUAAUCAUUUUUCCAAUUGAUCAGAGCACACAAUCAACAAUGGUGGGCCUACCGUACGAUUGCUUGGCAAAUCCACUGGGAGCCGUCCGAUUGACAUUUGAAAAGGCGGUAGCUUCAGGCUCUGAUCCAGCCACUUUCGAUGGCAAGGACUGGGGCGCCACUGAUCUCUUCAGUCAGUUCCUUUUUGACGAUGGCGGUCUUUCUAAAGUUCCAUUUCUGAAUCCUUCAACAAUGUCAUGGGUGCAGCCGAACACUCUAGUUCGAUUUCGUGGAAUGAUACAAGACAUGUUGGGUAAUGAAUUCUAUGUUGGCGCAUACAAGGAGGGAGAAACUUGGAGAACAAAUAAGUUUGCUGACUUUUCUCAAUUCCCUAUGGCUACGGGUUCUUCACCUGACAUGCGUGUGUGGGAGCGCCGUUUACUUUACUGUGUUCCUGUUCCAGGGCAAAAUUCAUGGAUUGAACCUUCUUCUGGAGCCUUGUUAAAUCCACGUGCAAUUUCUUCAUCUCCACAGAGGGAGAAGCGCCAGAGGGACAAGGAUCUAGCAAUGAAUGACGUCAAUAUGCAAGUCACAGAUGAGGAGGUUCAAGAUUCCACAUCCAACAAAAAGAUGCGAGAGGAUGGAAUUGCUUCAGGUUCAUCAAAUUCAGGAAGCACUCCAACUGAGGGCGUUGGUUCUGCUACGAGUGUGCUUCCAAAUUUUGACACAACUUCUUUUCCAUGUUUCGUGAAGAUAUACGACUCUCCUGAAUCUGAUUUGAAGCUAAAUGAUGUUUUUGAGUUUAUUGGUGUCUUCACAUUUGAUCCGGAGUUUCCAGUGGACAAAAAUGGCAACAAUGAUUUGGAGAGCAGCUUCUAUGAUGAUACAUUGGUCCAGAUACCUCCUAGCAAGGUACCUCGACUCCAUUGCCUUGUUCACAGGAAGCUUACCGCUCAAGACUUUAUUCCAGGUCCACCCACAUUUGAGCUUAAAUCACAACUGGUGAAAGGAAUAAGGGAAGCUCUAGUAGGGCACCUCACGACUGUCCUAGGAAAUGAUGGUGUUGCAGCUAAUUUCAUGUUAUUACAUCUGUUGUCUAAGGUGCAUGCUAGAGUGGAUUCAAUUGCUGUUGGAAAGCUUUCCUUGAACCUAACAUGUUUUACCAAGGAAACUCGGUCUAUUUUUGGUCAUCGUCUUAAUCUUGCACUCCAGAACCUUCUACCGUUUACACAUUAUGUACCUUUAACAGUGGAUUACCUUAACAAAGUUUCUCUUGCCCCAAGAAAAGAUUAUCAAACUAACAGACUGGUAUCAGGGAUACUGCAACUUGCUGAAGGCUCUCAUUUAACCAUUGAUGAGACACAAUUACAAGCAGGGACUCUUAACUCUACCGGGGUUGAUAAUGCAAGAGUCCUGAAAAGCUUGUUGGAAUUGCAAAAGGUUGAAUAUGACUUCACUUAUUAUAAGAUGGACAUGCCUGCGGACGCUCAGUUGCUAGUUCUUUCUGAGGGGAAAUCCAAUAUACUCCCAGCAGAUUUGGUUUUACCAUUCCGUCCAUUGUCAGUAGAUGCUGCUCAAGAUGUUGAGACGGAAGUGCUGCAAUCUUGGAGAUGGUACCUGGCUACUAUGAGAUCAUUGUCACACUCUAUUGGGCAAGAAAUGCAGAAGGUGGUAGAAGAUGACUUAGUAGCUGCCAGGCAGGCCGAUAGAAGCUUAAGUAGUCAAGAUUUCAGCAGGUUACUGACAAUGGGACGUCUUAUAUCACUAAGUUUUGGUGAAACCUCUUUAACCCUUGAACAUUGGCAAAUGGCCAAAGAACUAGAGCGCCUUCGAAAGGAGAGAUUGUAGGGCAGCUCAUAAAACAUUACUGGAGCAGGAAAUUGGAUCAUAAACCGUGUAUACUUGUUAAGUGGAAUAGUGGAUCACUUUCUUCACUCUCUGUAUAAAAUGCCAAAUCUUAAGCUGUGCUAGUAGAAUGAACUGUCGUUCUGCUUAGCACUUCCGUGAUUAAGGUUAUGUUAUGUACUCUUAUCAAUAUAAAUUUUCUUCUUGUGAACAA